ACUGCACUGAGCUGGUAACACCAAUCCCACUAGUUUGCCGGUCACCAUAUAUUUCCGAACAAAAAAUCGAAUUGACACUUGAAAGAGGGGAAAAUCGAUCGGAAAUGGAGCUCGAACUAGACGUGGUUGACUCGCUGCAGGCCCUGGCCUAUGAAGGCCCCUGCCUGCAACAGGAGAACCUUAGCCGAGCGCUGGACGCUGGAAUCGGGAGCCCCGACCUACGGACCGUCAUCCAUUGGCUGGCCCACGAACUGCAUGUGCUUCGAAAGACGGAUGAGCGUGUCAGCUCCGGCAGCGGGGAUCACGACGAGUUCACCUUCGAACUCUCCCUGCUGCUGACCGAACUGGGUUGUCCCUAUCGCGGCCUUGUUUCCGGUGCCAUGGAGGAAAGAUUCCGAAGCAGGCAGAUGCUAGUACAGUUGCUGGAGUACCUUACCUCCGAGCUAAUGACAACAAAGAUGGUGCUGAAGGCGCAGCCCGUCGGUCCGCCCUGCAAACGGAGCAAGGCUAGUGGCUCCAAUGUGCAGCAGGUUGUGGAGCAGCUGGCCAAGGAUCUGCAGCUUGGUGAGUUGCCCCAGAAUAUAACCACCAAGUGGCUGUUCGAGCAGAUUACGCCCCGUCUGGACCAGAAGCUGAAGCAGACCAAUCGACUGGUUGUCAGCGAGCCGCUGCUGAAGGUCAAGAAGCCUCUGACCGAUGCACAUUGGCGCCUUCUGGAGUCCAUGCAUCGCGAGCUGGAGGCGGAGUAUAAUCUACGCCGGCAAAUGAUGACCACGCGACUGGAGGCCACCGUGCAAAGCUUCCAGUGGUCUGAAUCGAUGCGCCAGCGUGCAAACGAGAUAACAGAGCGGUUCCAGCGUAAGAUGCGGGAGCUUGAUCAGUUCAGAGUGGGUGGCGAUCAAACCGACCUGGUGGCCCUACUGGCGGCUCGCUCCGACUUGGCCAUUAUUGAGAAGACUAGCUCGGCGAAUGUGCGCAAGAAUACAGCUUCCAAGAUCCAAAAGCAUGUGAUGGGACACGUUCCGGAUCGCGGAGGUCGGGCCAACGAGCAUGCUCCGCCACCCCCUGAGAUGCCCUCUUGGCAGCAGCAGAGAGCUGGUGCUCCACCGGGAGGCGGACGUGGUGGUGGUGGCAACUACAGGGGAGGUCGUGGAGGAGGCGGUGGAGGAGGAGGCGGCGGCGGAGGAGGAGGAGGCGGCAACUGGCAACAACCUCAGCAGCAACAACAGCAAUAUCAGCAGCAGUAUCAGCAACAGCAUCAGCAGCAGUACCAGCAGCAACAUCACUCUCAACACCACGACCAACGCGAUCGAAGUCAUGAUAGGAACGACCAGCAAUGGAUUGGCGGCAGUGGACGUGUACAGGGACAAGGAUGGAACGGAGGAGGACGUGGAGGCGGGCGUGGCGGACAUGGUGGACGCGGGGGUCAUCGAGGCGGCUAUCGAUAAGUGUCGAUACAUGAUUUGAAGCCAGCAAAUGGGAGACCUAUAACGACUGAAACUUUUAAUUUACUCUUGUGCGCUCACACACAACCCAGUUUAAUUUAUUGCCAAACCGCAUGAAUGUGUUUAUAAUUGCAAAUGGACAGUCAUUUAAAAAAUAUAAACUAUAUAUGUCAUCUCUGUGCCAGCAAA
Molecule: messenger RNA, 1634 nt
Organism: Drosophila serrata
Lineage: Eukaryota; Metazoa; Arthropoda; Insecta; Diptera; Drosophilidae
Product: protein FAM98A
Cellular component (GO): tRNA-splicing ligase complex
Source: RefSeq, a predicted model, not a curated record